AAUUUAAAUAUAGCACUAACACUUCCAUGUAUGUAGUGCAGUAUGUAUUUCUGUUUAUAGAGUUCUCUAUAAGUCUUUGUCUGACCUUAGAAGAUAAGUGAAUUCAAGGAAGGCAAUUAAUAGCACUGUCCUAUAACUCAUUAACAUUUGAUUGAUUUUUGGAAUGACCUAUUUCAGACUUGAACUACAGUGUACCAGUGUUAAAACCACCUCAUUAAAAUAACUUAUUCUAAAAGGAAUAACUACAUAAAACAAAACAAAACCUUCUUAUCCACUUGUCAGUGUUGAUCUCCAGCUUGAUACGGAGCGACUUUGGAUCACUGGCUAAUGUUUUGGUUCAGUUUGCAAUCCAGUACUGCUGUGGUCUUCCAACUGCUAUCUACCAGCCCUACUUUUCAUAGCAGUCUUUCAAGAAGUUGCCCAGAACAAGGUGGCACAUGAGAUGGGUCAUUCUAGGGCAUAGUAGUACUGAGGGGAAAGUCUUCUUCAUGGAACUUUUAUUCAAGGAGUAUUUUUACUCUGUUAGCAUCAUGUGCUGAACUGAAAUUCUAACUUCAGCCGUCUGUACCUUUUCAUCCAUAAAUGACAAAUACCUGCUUCUGUGUAGCUGUUAGAACUACAGAAUACUGCUGAUCUUUUCAAGUUCAUAACACCAUCAGUGCCAUUGUUUUUCAAUUAGCUGAAAUCUAAGAGCUGUAUGCUAACUAAGCGUAGUGUGGUGGACAGUGUUAGAUUGGUAGUUGUGAAAACUGAGAUUCUUACAGUUCUCCUUUGGCAAGAGCGUGGCUUUGGACAAUUUGCUUCUUAUUUCAAUAGGUCAGUUUUUUUAGCCUCUAAGGCAAGAGGGAUGUUGCCUUUAAAAGUUGCCUUGAACUCUUAAGGGAGAGGUCUGAGAGAGUCAGGUAGUCUUGGAUGACUUUCUAUGCACAAAGUGAUCUCCGUACACCACUUACCUAAUGUUUUGAACAAAUUCACUUAUCUUUGUCAAAUCAUUAUAGAAAUAACAGUAAUUUAGAACAAAAAUUUAGAGAUUGUUGACAAAUUGUUCUUCUAGGAGAAUUUAGUAUCAUUCUAGUAGAAGGGAGUGGGAUGGGAGUCCUGGCUUCUGUGACAGAUAUGACAUUUUAAGUUCUUCAGCAAACAAUUAUCACUGUCAGCAAAACACAGUAUAGAUGUGGAAAAUGAGACCUGUGUACUUAACAUGUGCUUGUUCCAACCUACAGAAGACCUCACUAAUGCACAACAUUGAAGAGUCUCUUUCAGAUCAACUGUAAGCCAAGGAGACCAGCUUUGUGAAUUCACAGUUCAAAGGUGGUUCAUAUCCACAUAAAUGUUCUGCAACAAGACUCCUGUCAUCUCCUCUAUCUUUUCUGUCACUGAGGGUCAUACUCAAAUGUUCCAGCUAUUUAUAGUAAUUAAUUUCACAGUUUCAACUUGUCUUCUGUUGGACAGGUCCACUUUUUCAGUUACCCACUGUCAGCCUCAUGUUGACAAAACUGUCUUCACUAUUACUAGCAGUCACUCAAGUGCAGCCACUGAUCACGAGAUGUUACCACGAAAUCUACCUCAGACUUCGCUUUUGCUUGUUCAUUUGCUACGUCAUUUUAAGUCUCAACAGGAUCUCUGCAGACGCUCCUGAAAGUCUCUGAACAGACUGUGACAUCACAUCAAAGCAUGAUGACCUAACAGCAGGUCAAAGUCUAAAACAUUGGGUCAGCAGUCCAAGAUAAACUGCCGUCUGUUAGCAGUGUCACUUCUGAAGGCUACAGACCUCCUGCCAUUUCUUCCCCCCGUUACUUCAGAAGCAUUCAGCUGACCCUUUUCUGGCAGAAAGAUCUUGACUUUUCUCUCUGUUCCUGGAAACAUUAAUGGAAUACAGUCAUGUCUACCCAGGACGAGAGGCAGAUAAAUACCGAAUAUGCUGUAUCCUUGCUGGAGCAGUUAAAAUUGUUUUAUGAACAGCAGUUGCUAACUGACAUAGUAUUGAUUGUUGAGGGCACUGAAUUCCCCUGCCAUAAGAUGGUUCUUGCAACAUGUAGCUCAUACUUCAGAGCCAUGUUCAUGAGUGGGCUGAGCGAAAGUAAGCAAACACAUGUACAUCUGAGGAAUGUGGAUGCAGCCACCUUACAAACUAUAAUAACUUAUGCAUACACGGGUAACUUGGCAAUAAGUGACAGCACGGUAGAACAGCUUUAUGAAACUGCCUGCUUCUUACAGGUAGAAGAUGUGCUACAACGAUGUAGAGAAUACUUAAUUAAAAAAAUUAAUGCAGAAAAUUGCGUGCGUCUGUUAAGUUUUGCUGAUCUCUUCAGCUGUGAAGAGUUGAAACAGAGUGCUAAAAGAAUGGUAGAGCACAAAUUCACAGCUGUGUACCACCAAGAAGCUUUCAUGCAACUGUCUCAUGAUCUACUGAUAGAUAUUUUAAGCAGUGACAAUUUAAAUGUGGAAAAGGAGGAGACAGUUCGUGAAGCUGCUAUGUUAUGGCUGGAAUACAACACAGAAUCACGAUCACAGUAUUUGUCCUCUGUUCUUAGCCAAAUUCGAAUUGAUGCACUUUCAGAAGUAACACAGAGAGCCUGGUUUCAAGGUUUACCGCCUAAUGAUAAAUCAGUGGUGGUGCAAGGACUGUACAAAUCUAUGCCCAAGUUUUUCAAGCCCAGACUUGGUAUGACAAAAGAGGAGAUGAUGAUAUUCAUUGAAGCUGCUGCUGAAAACCCUGGUAGUCUUUAUUCUUCUGUCUGUUACAGCCCACAGGCAGAAAAAGUUUACAAACUCUGCAACCCUCCUGCUGAUUUGCAUAAGGUUGGAACACUUGUAACUCCUGAUAAUGAUAUCUAUAUAGCAGGUGGGCAAGUUCCUCUGAAAAACACAAAAACCAAUCACAGUAAAAGCAGCAAACUCCAGGCUGCGUUCAGAACUGUGAAUUGCUUUUACUGGUUUGAUGCACAGCAAAACACCUGGUUUCCAAAGACACCAAUGCUCUUCGUUCGUAUAAAGCCAUCCCUGGUCUGCUGUGAAGGUUACAUCUAUGCAAUUGGAGGAGACAGCGUAGGUGGAGAACUCAACAGGAGAACUGUGGAAAGAUACGAUACUGAAAAAGAUGAAUGGACCAUGGUAAGCCCAUUGCCAUGUGCGUGGCAAUGGAGCACAGCAGUAGCAGUUCACAACUGCAUUUAUGUAAUGGCACACAACUUGAUGUACUGUUAUUUUCCCAGGUCAGAUGCUUGGGUAGAAAUGGCUAUGAGACAAACAAGUAGAUGUUUUGCUUCGGCUGCCGCUUUUGGUGAUAAAAUAUUCUAUAUUGGAGGAUUGCAUAUUGCCAGCAAUUCCGGUAUAAGACUCCCAAGUAGUACUGUAGAUGGGUCUUCCGUAACUGUGGAAAUCUAUGAUGUGAAUAAAAAUGAAUGGAGAAUGGCGGCUAAUAUCCCUGCCAAGCGGUAUUCUGACCCCUGUGUUAGAGCUGUUGUCAUCUCCAAUUCUUUAUGCGUCUUUAUACGAGAAACCCACAUGAACGAGAGAGCAAAGUAUGCCACCUAUCAAUAUGACCUGGAACUUGAUCGCUGGUUUCUCAGACAGCAUAUAUCAGAACGCGUGCUGUGGGACUUGGGGAAAGACUUCCGGUGCACUGUAGGAAAGCUGUAUCCAUCUUGCCUUGAAGAGUCCCCGUGGAAACCUCCAACGUAUCUCUUUUCACCAGAUGGAGCUGAUGAAUUUGAGCUGGAUGGGGAGAUGGUUACUUUACCACCUGUAUAGCUCCCGAAUUAGACUGCGCAACCAGUUCUUUACCCCGAAAGAAAUAGUCGUGAAAGAACAGGUCUGGAAAUAGAAGUGUUAAACCUGUCCUUCAUGAGUUGUAUUUUUAUGCCCUACCUAACAUUUGCAGCCAUUCAGUAUAAAUCAGUGAAAUGAGCAGAUAUGCUUCCGUAAUCUGAAAUACUAUUAUCUGAUAAUUGAGAAAUAUAUGUAUAUUACAAGCUUAAGCAUCUGACUUGUCUAAAGAAUUAAUUUCUAGUUCUAUAAAGUCUCAGUUCAGCAAAUUAGCUUCAGAAAAGUAGUUACUGUUUCUAGGAUGAUAUGUCACAACUGUUUUGAAAGUAUCUUCCAGUUAUAUUUGAACUACUUCUGGAUAUCCUACUUAAGUGCUAGUUAUGUAAUUGUCAGUGUGGCCUAAUUAAUGGACUGUGCUGCACUCAAUACUAAUAUCCACGUUGGUAUAGCAAUGCCAUUAAAAGAAUAAGAAACAAAUCCCAUGGAUCUACCUGUGGUAGGAAGGGUAGAUCUUCCAUUGUAUGGUAACAUGCAGGGCAAAAUGACUGCAGGUUCAGUCAAGCUGUAUUACUAGGUGCAUGUAUUCUAUUUUCACUAACUUAUACCUGUCUAUUUAGAAUACAGGUCUUCCAAGCAGCUGGUAGUUUACCAGGUGUGGACUUAAGUUGCUGGGCUUGCAAUAGGAAUUGUCAGCCCUCAUAGUGCGGGUCUAUGUGGAGCUUUAAUCAGUAAAUGUCUCCACGUUCUGUAUUACAGUAACAUUGGCUCAUGUAUAUUACUUCCUGCUGCUGAUGUAUUUUUCCAUUGUAAAACAAAGUUUUAGUGUGGAUUAACCAGGUCUUUAUUUUCUGUUAAUUUAAUAACAAGCAUUACUGUAGUGUGAUUGUGUAUAGAUAUCCCUUAGCUAUCAGGUUUUUCUUUUUUUACUUUUUUUUUGGGGGGAGCAAACUGUUCAGGAAUAUCCUGUGCUCUGUGUGCAGGAGAGCAGAUGAGUAGUGCUGCUCUGGCAUUAAUCCCAGGAACCACUAGCAGUAGUGGGGCGCCGCCAAUCUAACACGAACACAGGUGCUUCAUGACAAACCUUACUAGCAUGUUCAGCUGCAUCAUGUUCUGGCACUGUAUUUUGAAUGACAUUAAUUUAUUAAAAAAAGACUGAAUCCAA
Rhea pennata is the source of this 4930-nucleotide messenger RNA. RefSeq names its product kelch repeat and BTB domain containing 2 (gene KBTBD2). Bases 1882 to 3753 code for a protein of 623 amino acids. The transcript has 4 exons. Lineage: Eukaryota; Metazoa; Chordata; Aves; Rheiformes; Rheidae. The record is from RefSeq and is a predicted model, not a curated record. Gene Ontology annotation, molecular function: protein binding.